CCGCUCGGUUCUUCACCUGGGACGAAAUCGGACUCCGCACGAAGCCAGAGGAUCCGAACCAGCAGAUGUGGCUGGUGAUCGACAGGAAAGUGUACGACAUCGCCAGCUUCUACAAGCGACACCCGGGAGGGUUGCGGAUUUUGAAGAGCCACGUCGGGGAGGAGGUCACGGAUGCCUUUGACACAUUCCAUGUCAACAAAUCAUUUGUGAAGAAGUUUUUGAACUCACUAUUGAUUGGGGAAUUGGCACCAGAUCAACCUAGUUUUGAACCCAACAAAAAUGAAAUGCUUAUCAUGGACUUCCGUGAGCUGCGCACUACUGUAGAAAAGAUGGGACUCAUGAAACCCAAUACUUCCUUCUUCUUGGCACUCCUCUUUCACAUCCUUGUACUGGAUGUCGCGGCCUGGCUCACCCUUUUGUAUUUUGGAACAUCUUUGCUACCUUUUGUUGCCUCUUUAGUGUUGCUUACAAUAGCCCAGGUUCAAGCUUCAUGGCUCCAGCAUGAUUUGGGGCAUUUUUCUGUCUUCCGGAAGACAAAAUGGAACUGCCUGCUUCACAAAUUUGUGAUGUGCCAUCUUAUUGGAGCAUCAGCCAACUGGUGGAAUCUCUUGCACUCUCAGCAUCACGCAAAGCCCAAUUGCGUCUCCAAGGAUCCAGAUAUUGACAUUCACCCAUUUUUGUUUAGUUUGGGAAAGUCUGUCUCUGUGGAACUUGGGAUAAAGAAGAUAAAGUACAUGCCUUACAACCAUCAGCACAAGUACUUCUUCAUCACUAUGCCUCCAUUGCUGUUUCCCACCUUCUUCCAGUUCCACACCUUUUAUGUUACUUUCAAGAAGAAAUUCUGGGUGGAUCUGGCCUGGAUGGCAUCAUACUACAUCCGGUUGUUCUUCAUGUAUAGGUCCUUACUAGGAAUAAAGAGUUUUCUGCUAUACUACUUGUUAUUCAGGAUGAUGGAAAGCUCCUGGUUUGUCUGGGUAUCCCAAAUGAACCAUAUACCUAUGAAUAUAGAUUAUGAUAAGAACUUGGACUGGGUCUCUACUCAGCUUCAGGCAACAUGCAAUGUUGAGACGUCCUUAUUCAAUGACUGGUUUACUGGGCACUUGAAUUUCCAGAUUGAACACCAUCUUUUCCCCACGAUGCCACGACACAACUUCUGGAAGGUAGCCCCUCUGGUGAAGUCAAUGUGUGCCAAACAUGGUAUUGAGUACAAAUGCAAGACUCUGCUGACAGCUUUUGCAGAUAUUUUACACUCACUGAAGGAUUCAGGAGAUCUCUGGCUGGAUGCCUAUCUGCAUAAAUAAGUACUGGCUUUACAGAGAAUGAGGCAAUUUGUUGUCACCAUGAAGACGUACCUCAACCCAGCAGAAAGCUUUGGGCACUUUUCAUU
Molecule: messenger RNA, 1387 nt
Organism: Elgaria multicarinata webbii
Lineage: Eukaryota; Metazoa; Chordata; Lepidosauria; Squamata; Anguidae
Product: acyl-CoA (8-3)-desaturase-like
Exons: 12
Coding region: 66-1301 (411 amino acids)
Biological process (GO): lipid metabolic process
Cellular component (GO): membrane
Molecular function (GO): oxidoreductase activity, acting on paired donors, with oxidation of a pair of donors resulting in the reduction of molecular oxygen to two molecules of water
Source: RefSeq, a predicted model, not a curated record